UAUAUAAUAUAUAAUGUAAAUACAGAUAUUUAAUAAUAACAAUAAUUACGAUUUAUCAUAAAAAUUUACCACCGAAUUGAUGUCAUAACCAAAUUAAUAUUUAAUAUUUACGUGUUGUGUUUGUUUGAAAAAGAAAAUAAUUGUUUAACUUAACUAUCCUAUUAAGUCAAGCUCCCUAGAAAAUGGAUGAGCGAAUGAAUAAAUUAGUUUCCGAAUUAGAAAAACAAGAACUUGAGUUAGCAACAUCUAAUACCUCACCCACUGCAGGGGUGUAUUCUCAACUACUGGCCUUGUAUUUAUAUCAAAAUGAUUUAUGUAAUGCAAAAUUUUUAUGGCAACGAAUACCUGAACAAAUAAAAAAUGAUAAUCCAGAACUAGCUCUGAUUUGGGCAGUUGGUAAAUGUAUGUGGAAAAGAGAUUACCCAUCAACAUAUAAAGCUUUAAAAAAUAAUUGGAGUGAUAGUGUUUGUGAAAUCAUGAAAAAUGUUGAAGAAAAAUUGCGUUCAAGAGCUGUUACCCUGAUAACGCAGGCCUAUAGUUCUGUUUCUAUAGACACAGUUUCAGAAAUGACUGGUUUAGCAGAAGAUAUGGUCAUCGCCGCCUGUAAGAAAAAAGGUUGGGCUAUCGAAGAAGCAACACGUUCUGUGAUUCCUACAAGAGCUAAACUGGAUAUUACCAGUGGAACCACUAGUGAAGAUCAAUUGCAUAAACUUACGGAAUAUGUAUCUUUUCUAGAAAAUUAAAGUGAUAUUAAAUUAAAUUUAUACUGAAGUUAAUUUAUAGUGAUUAUUGAAUCAUAAUGCAUAUAAUUUUUAUAUACACAC
Molecule: messenger RNA, 824 nt
Organism: Ctenocephalides felis (cat flea)
Lineage: Eukaryota; Metazoa; Arthropoda; Insecta; Siphonaptera; Pulicidae
Gene: CSN8
Product: COP9 signalosome complex subunit 8
Exons: 4
Coding region: 183-743 (186 amino acids)
Biological process (GO): protein deneddylation; COP9 signalosome assembly
Cellular component (GO): COP9 signalosome
Source: RefSeq, a predicted model, not a curated record